AUGUACUCGAUCAGAAGCAUGGCCACCAUGGAUCACCGGGACCAACGAGAGGAAGAUGGUGUGGAAGACAUGACACAGCUAGAGGAGAUGCAUGAAGCCGCCGUUCUGACGAACAUCAGGAAAAGGUUUGAGCGAGAGAUUAUUUACACAUACAUAGGUAGUAUUCUGGUGUCUGUCAACCCAUACAGGAUGUACAACAUCUACGGGACGGACCUGGUGCUGCUGUACAAGGGCCGGGCUAUGGGAGAGAACCCUCCGCAUUUGUUUGCCAUAGCAAACGCUGCUUACUCCAAAGUGAUGGAUGCCAAACACAACCAGGUCAUAAUAAUCAGUGGAGAGAGUGGAUCUGGAAAGACCGAGGCCACCAAACUAGUCCUCCGCUACCUAGCAGCCGUUCAUCACAAGUGUAACCUUGCUCAGCAGAUACUCGAGGCUGCUCCUCUGCUAGAAUCCUUUGGAAAUGCCAAAACUGUGAGGAACGAUAAUUCCAGCCGCUUUGGGAAAUACAUUGAGGUGUUUCUGGAGCAUGGCGUGAUCAGCGGUGCCAUAACCUCUCAGUAUCUCCUGGAAAAGUCCCGCAUCGUCUUCCAGGCCAAAGAUGAGAGGAACUAUCAUAUCUUCUACGAGAUGCUGGCAGGUCUUCCCUCGCAGCAGAAACAGGCUUUCUAUCUGCAGGGAGCUGAAACCUACUAUUACCUCAACCAGGGAGGAGAUUGUGGGAUAACAGGAAAGAACGAUGCUGAGGACUUCCUCCGUCUGCUCUCUGCUAUGGAAAUCCUUCACUUCAGCCUGGAGGACCAGGCGGCCAUCUUUAGAGUCCUCUCUUCCAUUCUGCACCUGGGCAACGUCUACUUCCAGAGACACGAGGCUGACGGCCAGGAGGUGGCGUCGGUGGUGAGUGCUCAGGAGAUCAGGGUGGUGGCUGAGCUGCUGCAGAUCUCACCUGAGGGACUCCAGAAAGCCGUCACCUUCAAAGUCACGGAGACGAUGAGGGACAAGAUCUACACCCCUCUGACUGUAGAGAGCGCUGUCGAUGCCAGAGAUGCUGUUGCCAAGAUCCUGUACUCGCUGCUCUUCCACUGGUUAACAGAACGGAUCAACGCUCAGGUUUACCCUCGCCAACACACACUCUCCAUCUCCAUCCUGGACAUCUACGGCUUCGAGGAUCUGACCUUCAACAGCUUCGAGCAGCUUUGCAUUAAUUAUGCAAACGAGUACCUGCAGUUCUUCUUCAACAGGAUCAUAUUCAGAGAGGAACAGGAGGAGUACGGCCGGGAACAGAUCCCAUGGCAGGACAUCAGCUUCAGUGACAACCAGCCCUGCAUCGACCUGAUCGCCGCUAAGCCUCAUGGGAUACUGAGGAUCCUGGAUGACCAGAGCAGCUUCCCCCAGGCAACCGACCACACCUUCCUCCAAAAGUGUCACUAUCACCACGGCAACAACCCGCUCUAUCAGAAGCCAAAGAUGCCCCUCCCAGAGUUCACCAUCAAGCACUUUGCUGGUCGGGUCACCUACCAGGUCAGCAAGUUCCUCGAUAAGAACUACGAUCAGGUCCGACAAGAGGUCCUGGACCUGUUCAUCCAGAGUAAGAACAAGAUGGUGUCAAACCUCUUCCUGGCUCACCUGGAGGUCGUAGGUCAGCAGAGAGGAGCUCACGUUAGGAAGAGCAGCACCAUCACCAGGAGGUACCAGGCCUCCACCGUCAGCAGUAAGUUCCAGCAGUCGCUGCUGGAGCUGGUGGAGAAGAUGGAGCGUUGCAACCCUUUCUUUGUUCGCUGCAUUAAGCCAAAUAAUAUGAAGCAACCAGGCGUGUUUGAGGACGAGCUGGUCUCCAGUCAGCUGAGACACUCUGGAGUCCUGGAGACCAUCCGGAUCCGUAGAGAGGGAUAUCCCGUCAGAAUGCCGUUCCACGUCUUCCUGUUCAGGUAUAAGUCUCUGGUCGGCCUUCAGGAGCUCCCAGCAGCUAACGGAGAGAGCUGUGUGAUACUACUCAGUAAACUGUGUCCACUACGACCAGGGAUGUUCCACGUCGGAGUCACAAAGUUGUUUCUGAAGGAGGACGUCUACCAGUUGUUGGAGUGUAAACGAGAACGUUCUCGUGAACUCGCCGCUCUCACACUGCAGCGCUACACUCGUAUGUUCUUCGUCAGGCAUCGCUAUGUCGCCUUCCGCAGGAAGAUCGUCGGCUUUCAGGCUUGGUCCCGUGGCUUCCUGGUCAGGAAGAACUACCUGAAGAUGAGGAAGAGUCUGGUCAAGUUCCGCUCUCUGGUCCACAUGUUCGUCAAUCGCAAGCAGUACAUCAAGAGGAAGUUUGAAGCUCGGAGGAGAGCUGAGGAGGAGAGGAGGAGGAGAGAGAGGGAGCUGACUAAGAGGGAGGUGGUGAACGUCACUCACCUGGUGAUUCCUGCAGAGCUGGGAGCUUUGCUGCAGGCGGCAGCAGUCAGGAGGCAGCUUCACUCCGACUGCCUGGCUCUGCUUCAGGCUCCUCACAUCCAGGAGGAGGCUCAGCUCCCUCUGCCUCUGGACAUCAACAACUACCCUUUCUACCGCUACGUCCAGAUCUACUUCAGGGAACCAAAGUUUGGGAUGCUGACGGCUCCUCUGGAGUCACCUCUGACCCGAAUAGAGGACGACCUGAGAGCUGACGCUCUGGAGCUCUUCAUCAUGGUGCUGCGGUUCAUGGGGGACCCACACCUGAACGGGGCACAGGAGAACAUGUUUGGAAACUACAUUGUCCACAGGGGCCUGUUGUGUCCAGGGCUACAAGACGAGAUCCUGGCUCAGGUGGUCAACCAGGUGUGGAGGAACGUGAACACCGAGAACGCAGAGCGAGGCUGGUUGCUGCUGCUGGCCUGUCUCUGCAGCUUCGCCCCCUCAGCCAAGAUGGACAAAUAUCUGCUGAAGUUUGUGUCAGACAGCGCCCCCACUGGCUCUCAGGCACUGCUGCAACACAGACUCAUCCAGGCCAAUCAGAAGGUGCAGAUGGGCUCAGGCUCCGCCCUCGACACCGCUCGGACCUAUCCACUGUCUCUGCUGGAGUGGACGGCCAAUAGGAAGAAGGCUAACAUGGUGCUGCGGGUGCACUGCUUUGAUGGGGGGUCGUUCCUGUGUCCCGUUCAUUCCUGGACCAGUGGGGAGGAUUUAGCCGGAGACGUCCUGCGUUACAGAGGAGUUUCUGAGUGGUGGAGGGGGAGCUCAGUCCUGAUGAAGGAGCCCGGUCAGUGGGUGGAGUUAGCUGGACAUGACUACGUCAUGGACCUCAUCUCAGACCUGGAGCUUCCUGCAGAGUUCCCCAAACAGAAGAGUUACUUCAUCAUCAGCACAGAAGACCCGACCCGAGUCAGAGCCAACGCCAGCCUCGCUCUGUUUGGAGCUGGUUUUGACUCUGAUGAGGAACUUCCUGUGGGCAGCAGACCGGCCUACAGCCUCCGCGACUCUGAUGGUUACUACAGCCACGAGUCUGAUGCCUUCAGUGACGGUCAGACUCAGAGAGGGAUGGACCGCUACCUGGACAGCCUGUUUGACCCGGUUCUGUCCGACAGCAGCACAGACAUGGAGAAGACUGGGAGUCUGUCAGCGAGGAUGAAGGGAGGAGGAGGAAUAGUUGUUACAGAAGGAGGAGGAGGAGAAGGGGGGAGUCGUGCGGCCCCCAGCCGGCCUUACCCACCAGGAAUACAUCCUGGAGGAUCGGAGCAGACGGUUCUGACCCAGCAGCAGCAGGCCAUCAUCAACCAGCAGGCCAUCAUCCUGGCCCAGCAGAUGACCAUGCAGGCCAUGGCCAUCCAGCAGCAGAUGUUGUCCUCCUUCCCUCCUGUAGCUCCAGCUCCACGGUCUCCACCUUCACCCCCCACCCCCACCCAUCACAAAGACAGGGAGGAGUCGUUCAGGCCGAGUCCUGGUGCAUCUCAGAGGAAGAUCAGUCCGAGCCGCGCCCCCCCUCCUGAUGACGUGGUCCGAUCCAGCGUCAGUAACACUGAGCGCAUGGAGCCCAGUCACGACAUCAAGGACAUCAUCAAACAGCACCAGCCUGCAGCUACAGCGCCGCCUACUGGCCCCCCACCUCCGAGGAAGAGUGAUGGGAAGAUGUUUACGAAGAAGCCAGACCCCCAUGAUGAAGCCAUGGAGAUCCUCAAAGAUCAGAUGUCAAACCCACCACAACCGACUCAGAAGAAGACUCAGUCCUCCCAACGUAAGGAAGAGGGCGGAGUCAAGUUCCCCAAGACAACCAAGCCCCGCCCCGCUGACUCUGACAUGAGCCCCGCCCCUCCUCCAGUGAAUAGGGAUCUGCCGGUGGAGGAGGAGGUCUCUCAGACUCAGCUCCACAGUCGAACCAGUGAUGAAUACUUCACCUACUCCAACGUCCAGUGGAAACUCUUCAUGAGGAAAGAGGUUUUCUACCCUAAGGAGACGUUCAACAACCCGCUGGUCCUGGACCUGCUCUUCAAACAGGUCGUCCAUGACACCUUCUCCGAGGCUUGUAUUCGCAUCACGCAGGAGGAGAGGCAGAAGAUGAAGGGCCUGUUUGCGGAGAACAAGGUGGAUCAGGUUUCAGGAACACAGGAUGAAACAGUAAAGAGGAAGGUGGUGGCCAUGGCCAGAGACUCCUGGGAGAUCUACUUCUCCCGCCUCUUCCCGGCCUCGGGCAGCGUGGGGACAGGAGUCCAGGUCCUGUCUGUGUCUCAUAAAGGCAUCAAGCUGCUGAAGAUGGUGAAGAGCAGCUCGACGGCUUCAGACUACUUCAGAGUGCUGAGGCCGUACAGCUACUCCGACAUCCUGUUUGUGUCCAUUCCAUCUAAGAACAUGCUGGAGUUCAACCUGACCAACGAGAAGCUCAUCCUGUUCUCUGCCAAAGCUCCUCAGGUCAAACACAUGAUCGACUUCUUCCUCACGGAGCUCAAGAAGGACUCUGAGUACGUGGUGGCGGUGAGGAACUACAUCACUGAGGACAGGACAGUGCUCAGCUUCCAUAAAGGAGACAUCAUCAGACUGCAGCACAUGGACGGACUGGAGGCCGGGAACCUUUGUGGCUGUGUGGUGAGGAAGAAGGUGAUGCUGCUGGAGGAGCUGAGGAGAGACACUCCAGAGUUUGGCUGGAGGUUCGGUGCCGUGUACGGGAGGUCCGGACUGUUUCCCAAGGACCUCGUCAGACCCGUGGCAGCUCCAGACUUCCUGGUUCUUCCGGCCGAGCGUCUGGAGCCUCGAGACCGCCACGGGCGGGUGGCUGCCUCUGCUGCUGUUGCCGUGGCGAUGGGCUCAGCUGUAGCUGCUCAUGAGCUCGAGCUCUCCACCGAGGUGGUGAAUGAGGCGUACGGGGACAGUCUGAGUGUAGACCUGAACCAGGCGUCCCUGCAGAGUGGCCAGUAUCUGAUGACUGAGUUUGCCAGGAAGUACUUCAGAAGGUCUGGCUCCUCCUACACCAGGUUUAAUAAAAUGUCAUGUGAUGAACCACAGACUGACUCCUGGCGUCUCCCCCUCAGUGACCAGAAGACCAGGAAGGGGAAGGAGGGCCGGGACCCCGCCGACAUGGUUAAAUUCUCCAAGUCCCCCAUCCAGGAGUCUCUGAUCCACUUCUCAGACAGCGGCAUGAACAGAGUGGCAGCCGACAUCUUCCUGGCUAUCAUGAGGUUCAUGGGAGACGCUCCUCUAAAGGGACAGACUGAACAGGACCUGGUCACCAGCAUCCUGAAGUUGAGUGAUGACCAUGGUCUGAUGAAGGAUGAAGCCUACUGCCAGGUCAUGAAGCAAGUCACCGCCAACACCAGCUCCAAACCGGACAGCUGUCAGAGAGGAUGGAGGCUGCUCUACAUCAUCACAUCUUUCCAUCGUUGCUCCGACGUCAUGAAGCCGUUUCUGCUCAAGUUCCUGCAGGAAGCUUCAACCAGUCCUGGACUACAGUACCAGGGCAUUGCCAGUGCAUGUGAGCAGAACCUGAGGAGGACGUUUCAAUAUGGCGGCCGUGUGCAGUAUCCUAACAGCAUGGAGCUGAAAGCCAUGUUGGCUGGGCGGAGCUCCAAGAGGCAGCUGUUCCUGCUCCCCGGAGGCAUCGAGAGGCACCUGAAGAUCAAGACCUGCUCUGUCGCUCUGGACGCCAUCGAGGAGCUGUGCUACGAGAUGGGGUUCCAGAGGGUGGAGGCUCUGGACGAGUACGCCGUCUUCUUGGUAACUCACAGAGGUCAGAACGUCCGUCCCCUGAACAAGCGUGAGUACAUCCUGGACAUCGCCACCGAGGCCGAGCCGGUCGACCCCAACUACAGCCUCUGGUUCAGGAGGGUCAUCUGGAGUCUGGCCCUGAAACUGGACAACGAGCUCUACGUCACCAUGCACUACAACCAGGUGUUGCCUGACUACCUGAAGGCUCUGCUCAGUGUGGUUCCUCAGGGUAAAGCCAGCGAGCAGCAUCUGCAGCAGAUAUCCAGACUGGCUGCUCUGCAGCAUCGUGCCAAGGACACGGUCUACCUGCCCACCAUGCGUGAGGUGCAGGAGUGCGUCCCCCCUCAGUUCUACAGUAAACAGGGUUCUCAGCCGUGGGUCAACAUGACCAUGCAGCACAUGCAGCAGGUCCAGCCUCUGAACCCCCAUCAGGCCCGAGCACAGUUCCUGGGUCUGGUCAGUGCCUUCCCCAUGUUCGGCUCCUCCUUCUUCUACAUCCAGAGCUCCAGCUCCUCCUCAGUUCAGACUCCCUGCAUCCUGGCCGUCAACCUCAACGGACUGCACUUCCUCAACAAGGACACCCACGAGGCCAUGGUGCGGUUCCCUCUGAAGGAGGUUCAGUCAACUCGUACCCAGAGGCCAACGUCCGGCUCCAGUUACCCGUACGUGGAGAUCAUGAUCGGAGACCUGGUGAACCAACGCGUCAUCCAGCUGCAGCUGGAGCAGGGCCUGGAGCUCUGCAGAGUGGUGGCCAUGCACAUGGAGAACAUGCUGUCGGUCAGAGAGAAGAGACUCACGCUGCCGCCGAGUGAAAUCACCCUGCUGUAACUCUGAUAGGUUUUAAAUUAACCUGCAUCUACCUCCACAUUCACAACAUGCCUCUGACAUGUCAGUUUUUUCUUUGGUUCAUUACUUUGUGUUUCUCAGUCAUUAACGUCUUAGAGCAGAACUGUUUAAAGGACCAGAGCGUUGGAUUCACUGCUCCUCCAGUCCCAGUUUACGGCCCGUAGGGACUGUCCUCUGCAGACUCGGGGUUUGGUUUCUCUUCCCAGAGCCUUCAAUAAACGUAAAAGAGUUAACAUCAGCCACAAGGCUAACAGUUAGCCUGCUAACAGGUGGCGGGAGCACACCUUUGUUCCCGGGAUCCUAACCGUGUCCCUCACUCUAAUCCUAACCCUUUUUUUAAAAAAGUGUCCAAUGUUCCCCGGUCACAGUGGGGAACAUAGGACCCGGGGAACAUAGGGACGAUCCCCAGGUGACUAAAUUAAUGUAGGAAAGGUAACGACAUAAUCAAAGAACAAGUAUGCUGAAUAUCAAAAUUUACCUCAGACAUUAAAUUAAAAUGUUAAUAAAUUAACUGAAUAUUUAAACUCAUUCUAGUUCAGAGGUCACAUUCACACCAGUUUGAAUAAUAACCUAUAAAUUAAGACAACUCCAAAUGCUUCCCUUUGUUUUAGGUUAAAGAAGAACAUUAUGAAAGUGUUUCCAUUUAACAAACUGAACUAUUAUAAAACAUGUACAAAACAACUAGACAUUUCUAAAGAAAAGGAAGUGGAGGUUGUGUUUGGUUCCAGGUCUCAGAGUUGUGUUAUAUCCACGACUCUAAAAUUGUAUGAAACUCAAUAGCAGAUACUUUCAUUGGAAAAAUUAAUUAAUUGUCUGUUCCUCUGCGUUAGCUCACAGUCUGGUUCAUGGAUCUGAUUGGUUGAAGUCAGUCCCUGACAGGUUUGUCCGGUCAGCUGCCAAGUAUUUAUUCAGAGUCUGUGCUUUGUCUCUGAGCAAACCAUGUGGAGCUUCAGAUGAGAAACAUGAUGGUUUUAAAUGACUAUAAGAGAACAGCUCUUCCUUAAAGGUGAAGGUGAAUCCUACUGUGGUCCUUUAAGAUCUGUCAGGUCUCCUGAGACUUAGGCUAACCGUGCUUUUUAGAAGCAUGAUGUAAUUUAAUUCUCAUUUAGAGUCAUUGAGUCACUGUGUCUUGUCCUGACGCAGCUACUGGUUAUUAAAGAGAAUUAUUCAUCGGAAAUCACUGAGAAAUUAGUUUUCCCUUUAUUUUUUUAAUCAAGAUUCUAGAAAAAGUAAAUUAUUAUGGCACAUAAAGUUUGAGGCCACGUCAACGAGCUGUUUGCACUAAUUAUUCAUUUGUACCGUGAAUGUUUUUAUAACCUGUACAGAGAGAAUAACUCUGCACAUUAAAGUUUGCGAU
This is a messenger RNA of Mugil cephalus (flathead mullet), 8353 nucleotides long. It is a transcript of the gene myo15aa, whose product is annotated as myosin XVAa. Gene Ontology annotation, cellular component: myosin complex; cytoskeleton. The transcript is spliced from 62 exons. Bases 1 to 6978 code for a protein of 2325 amino acids. Gene Ontology annotation, molecular function: protein binding; ATP binding; cytoskeletal motor activity. The record is from RefSeq and is a predicted model, not a curated record. Lineage: Eukaryota; Metazoa; Chordata; Actinopteri; Mugiliformes; Mugilidae.